This is a messenger RNA of Cherax quadricarinatus, 11142 nucleotides long. Its product is annotated as OTU domain-containing protein 7A. Gene Ontology annotation, cellular component: cytoplasm; nucleus. Gene Ontology annotation, biological process: protein K48-linked deubiquitination; protein K63-linked deubiquitination; protein deubiquitination involved in ubiquitin-dependent protein catabolic process. The record is from RefSeq and is a predicted model, not a curated record. Gene Ontology annotation, molecular function: K63-linked polyubiquitin modification-dependent protein binding; DNA binding; cysteine-type deubiquitinase activity. NCBI's taxonomy places the organism in Eukaryota, Metazoa, Arthropoda, Malacostraca, Decapoda, Parastacidae.
CUUACUCAUAAGUGAAGGUAGAGUGCCACUAUGCCUCUUGUAAUGCCCUGCCAGCCACUAUAUGUGGGUCAAGGCUACCAGACUCGUCCCUCCAGGGUGAUCAUGACGGCUUAAUUACCGUUAUUUCAUGGCUUUAGUUUGGGAUGGAGGCGGAGAAAGUAACAGAGUUUAUUUCCUACACACAAGCUGACCCAGUCCUCGCUCGACAAAUCCUGCAGAGUGAGAACUGGGAUGUCAAGGCCGCUGUGCGGCUAUUUACGGUGCUAAGAGGGGCCAGUCCCUUUCAUCACUCAGGGCCAGUGCGAUCUUCACCACCAAAUUUCGGUUCUUCACUCAAGCCUCCAGUAGCUCCUAAGCCUGUUUUUGAUCUUAAACCCACUUCUGAUACUAGACAUUUACCUGAUGGAAGAUCACCCAGUGGCUCCAAAUUGGCACCUCUCCCACCGCCAAGAGUGAGGAAGGUUGGAGCUCUGCCCAAGCUUUAUCAUGAAGGACAGUCUGGAACACCCAUCUUAUCCCAUGUUUUGCCUCUAGUGGGUCCAGAAGUCCUUCCUGUAGCAGGCAUUAUAGUUGAUCCUUAUAAUAAGAGCAUUAGUACAUCACGGGUCAGUAGUUUACCACCACUACAAAAAUGCUGCAGCAGCAUUAAUCGUUCUCAGAACUCUUGUCAAGGUCUGGACUACUCAUCUUGCACGACCCCAGUGGCAACUUCUUCAGUGCCUAGUAUAAAUAAAUAUCCGUCAAAACCUCAAAGUGGAAGUGCAAAGAAUGCCCUUCUUAUAGAAAAAGUUCGUGGUACAUCAGCAAGCCUCCUGGAGAGCCAAAGGAACCCUGCAUAUGAUGGCUCCACCAGGGGUGCCUCCAUGUCACAAAACUCAACUAUUUCUUCGCAAAUAACUGUUAAUAGUAGCUGUAUAAUAAGUGUCAAUAAUCCUAAUAAUAAUACUAAUAAAAAUAAUAAUAUAUAUUUAGAUGAUUUUUCACAUUCUGUGAAUGACUCAGGAACCCUUUCCACUGCAAGUCAGACAACGAACAGUGUUUACAAUGCUUCAUCCCAUUCAUCACCUUCCUCAUACUCUAUGCAGGCUGCUUCCAAAGACUUGUCACUGUACUCGUCAUCAGCUGUGCCUUUUGCCACUGGUCCGUCAGGUGUGAUUAUCUCCUCAAUCACUAAUAGCAUUGAUACACAUGCAAGAGACUCAAAGUUAGUACGAAUUAUAAAUGUGGAUGCUCCGAAAGACUACUUGUGUCCUCCUGGAUUUAAGGAUAAAAAUGACCGAGAGAGUAACUGUGUCUGUGACUGCCGAGAAUCUCGAGUGUUAGAAAGAAAUACUAAUCAGAAAGACCCUCCAUUAACUGAUAGUGUAGCUAGGAAAAUUGUUGAUGGAGAGAAGUAUGCGGUUGAUGAAGUGGAUAGAGUACAACGGCCUGAGGUAUCAAUUCUUGCCAGUUCUGGAUCAGGACCUUCGCUCUCUGCCCCAUGUUCACCUGCUAAGCCAUUACUGCGCAAAACAGAAGCAGUUGAUUUGGAAGAAUAUGAUUAUUAUAAAAAAUUGAGUCGGGGAAUAUCAAAAGCUACUGAUAAUGUCAAUAUAGUAUCGAAGGCUAGGUCUGAGUUUGCCCAAGAGAUAUGGGAAGCCAUAGACUCCAGCCGCACACCAUUUUUCAUAGAAACUCCUAUUUUCACUUUUACAUUACCAGAUCUUAGCAUAUAUUCAGAUGAAUUUCGAUUAUUUUUGGAGAGAGAUCUGAUAGAGACAUCAACACUGGUGUCCUUGGAGGGGGCUGGUCGCCUAAAUUGGUGGGCACUAGUUGGAGCUUCCCAACGAUUGUGGCCUUUGGCAACCACUGGUGAUGGCAAUUGUCUCCUGCAUGCUGCUUCCCUAGGGAUGUGGGGAUUUCACGACCGCUUGCUUACCCUCCGCAAAGCCCUACAUGAAUUCUUAACCCGAAGUCAGUUUAGCCGUCCAUUGUGGCGACGGUGGCGAUGGCAAGUGGCACAGCAGAAUAGGGAGACGGGCUUAGUAUACAGUGAUGAAGAGUGGGAAACAGAGUGGGCAAAUGUUCUUCGUUUGGCCUCGAGUGCCCCUCGUGGCAGCCAAGACAGUAGUGGAGAUGGAACUUCUGACAGCAGCCAGAAAGCUAAAGGACAGACCAGUACUUGUAGCAAAGCUGACUCUCCUCCUGCAAGCAAGAGGCUAAGCAAUGGGUUUCAAAGUAGCCAAAGUGAAGAUUGUGCAGGGCAUGUUUAUGAGAGUUUAGAAGAAAUACAUGUACUGGCAUUGGCCCAUGUCCUUAGAAGACCCAUAAUUGUGGUAGCCGACAUAACUCUCAAGGAUGUGAGUGGUGAACCAUUAGCUCCCAUCCCAUUUGGUGGAGUGUAUCUUCCGUUGGAGUGUCCCCCUCGUGAGUGUCAACGCUCGCCAUUGCUCUUGACGUAUGAUGCUGCUCAUUUCUCAGCUCUAGUGGUUAUGGAAACACAGGCAGAGUGUAGUGCCUCUCUGCUUCCUGCUGUGAUUCCCCUGACUGACUGCCUUCAUGAGUUACUACCCAUCCAGUUUGUGAUUGAUCCUGGAGAAGACUUUGUGUGGGGGCGUGACGACCAGAACCCAAUCAUUGUACAAAAGCUCACCAUUACCACCCAUGAUCAAGUUGGACUCCUUAAUGAAUAUCUUGAUGUAACCCACGUGCCAAUUCCACCGGGUUAUCUUGAAGCAUGUCAAGCAGUGGAUGAAGCUGAGUCACCAGAGAAUUAUCAUCCAGAGAUUGAGAAAAAAUCUUCAGAGUCUAGUUUUGACUCCGAUGAAGGCCCACCAUUCUUAGAUGGAACAAGCGGGAUAUUUGCAAGCAAGAGCAAGGCCUCUAAGCAGUUGCAGACAGUUGCAAAGCAGUUUGGCAGUAUUGGUAAAACCAUGUCAAAGAAAAUUAAGAAGAAUUUUGGUACUUUAUCAAAACUUGGUCGGGCUGGAUCAUUUAAGAAAAAAGAUGAAUACAUAAAAACAUGUAGUAUGGCCAAAAAUGGUCGUAUGCUGAAAAUUUCCACACAUCAGAAUUUCAUUCUAGCAGCUAUGAUUCACACUGAAAGGCGCCAUGCAUACCAAGAAGAGAUGGUGCGCAACUAUCUCAAUACUGCACGUCGCAGGUUUGAAAAAGAUGCAGAAUUAAAAAAACUGCAAGAAGAAGAGAUGAAGCAGUUAAAGCUGGAUCAGCUAGAGCAUCAAGCUGAAAUGGAAGGCCCAGUGCAAUGUAUUAACCCAGGCUGCAACAUGUAUGGAACAGCUCUCACAUCUUACAUGUGUUCAUCAUGCUUUUCUAAGCAAAAGGAACAAGAGCAAGAGUACAAGCGACAGACAUCAAGUAAUCUCAAUUCUCCAAAAUCUACAAAUUUUCAUGCUGAUGGGCCACAGUAUGGGGCUGGGAAGUCAAAAUUUUAUGCAGAGUUGGAUGCUGCCUCAGUAUCAGAUGCAUCAAAAAUUCCAGUUAUUCAGUCACUGUCAUCUAAAAAAGAUGGGACAUUAUUUUUAUCAAACUCCACUUUCUACAGUGAUAGUUCUACAGUUCCCAGCUAUAACAUUGCUAAAUCUCAGUCUGCUGUUCCAACCAGUGAUCUCUCAGUGAGUACUAGUACUAAUUCAUUGGGAACAGACUCUCCAUUGCAGCUUUCACCCCCAACUGUUAUAACCACCACAAUGGCCCGCCAGAGCACCGAAAGCUUUACUCCUGUUGCUAUAGAUGAUGUGAGCGUCAAUGUCCGGGGAGAUGGGUCAGACAGUCCGUCUCAGCCUUGCUUAACACGAGAUUGUAAGUUUUAUGGAAGCAGUUCAACUGGUGGGUACUGCUCUCGGUGUUAUCAGGAAAAUAGCAGCAUCAGCCCCAAAAAUGUGAUGGUACAGCAGAUAAAGUCUGUCCAGCUAUAGGUUUUAGCCAAAUCUUAUCGAGUGCUUUUAAUUUACCAGUGAAUGUUUAUGGUUUUGGCAGUUUUGGUGUGUAACCCCUUGAUAGAUUUUAAGAUAUUUCUUUUCUAGUCAUAGUGCCAUAGCCAUUUGCAAGUUAUGUUACAUGUUGAUUCCAGUGAUGUUUUUAUUGAAAAUGAAAAUGCACUUACCUUAACAUGAGUUAAGGAUAGCUGUGCCUUUGAUAUGUAAAGAUCUAUUAGUAAUUUCCUCACAUUAGCAGGAAAUGAUGAAUGAUAGAAAUAUCAAGGUUCUUGUGUUAAUAUAGGUGAAAGUAGUGGAGAAUGUGCAAGGUUUGUGUGUUGCAUUAUAUGAACAUAUUGUACAGUGAUUACUAGGUCAAAUUCCUAGUUUGGCCAAAAUGAAAACUAGUAAUGGAGAAGACAUUCAUAAGAAUGUUUUUAAGCAAGACAAAAUUACUUAGUCUUGCUAUUAUUGAACAGUUUGUAUAUCAAAGAGUAAGCAUAGUCUGUUUUGCUAUAUUCAGAAACAAUAGAUUAAAAGAAAUUUCAAGUACUGGUAGGUGUUUUCAUGAAUAUCCACUUAGCUUUUUAUGUAAAAAAAAAAAAAAGCUUUAUAGUGGUGUACUUUGAAGGAAAUGCAGGGUGAAUAUAUGAGAAAGAGCUAUAUUUAGUUACUGUAUUUGCAUUUAUAUGUGCAUAUGCAAAGGACUUGUGUGUUUACUCAACAUUAAAUGUCAUCUUAUUUACAUUGGAAGUAAAUGGCAUUAGUUGCAAGAAGUGGCAGAAACUGUUUGAAGAUAUUUUUGUGGCCUUAAUAUGUACUGUAUUGUGUCUUCAUGUUCCUACUAUAAUGAUUUCUUUCUUAUACAUUCUAAUAUGAAAUUUAGAUAACUCACUGGCAGUUAUAUCAUUAAGAUUCACUAUAGGACUCUUCUGUUUUUUGAAAAUGAAUAUGACCAGAUAUUAAUUUUUCAGCACAUGUUAAACUUCUUGCAACCCAUUUACUGCACCCAUUCCUCUCUCCAUUUUGUGUUAAAGAUUUACUGAACACUCACAACUUGCCUUACAUUUCUAAAUUUUGGCUAAUUAUAAUAAGAUAGGCUGGUAAAAUAGGAAGGCAUAUCCCCUAUAACUGAUAAAUUCUGUUGUUCGAACUCUUGAGACCUGCAUUGUAGAUCUAUUAAUGUGAAAAGUUUUAAAAUUGUUAAAAUUAUCCUUUGACAACAGUAUGACUCCUUUUUUAUAUUCUAUAUAACUUGUUUUUCUUUGUGGAUUUCAGUCUUGAGUGAAGUUCAGUAGCCCUAAAAUAUAUUCCUAUCUAAAUGACGUGUAACGAAAACUAUUUAGUGAGAAAAUGCAAGUGUACGUCCAUUGUCUUUCAGUGCAAAAGAAUAGAAAAAUAAGACCUGUGUAACUAUCAGUUUUGUAUGCAUCUCUAGGUAAUCUCCAAAAUAGUUACAGAUAUUGUGAAAUACACAAUGUUUGCAGUUAUUCCCUAGUAAUUAGUAAGCAUUGCUUGCUCUCUAGGAAUUCUUCAGAUUUAAAAUAUCUCUUUUGUUAUUUAAUUGCAUAUGUGGCAUUCUUCAUUGUUGUUAUUUACAUCCUAGUAAAUUUAAUCCUGGUGUAAUAGAAUUGCAAAGUUUUGAAAUUUGCAGUUUGCAAUUUGCACUUGCAACUGAAAAUUCUUUCCAUGAAAUAUACAACAUUAGAUUUGCAGUAUCAUCUUUCAUCCCCAUACAAGGUGAAAUGAUAUGCCAUUGCCAGCUAUAUGAUGAAAACUAAUAAUUUAAAUUAUAUCAACCCACUUUUUCUCAAAUCUAUGCAGACAGGAUUUAGAUCAAUCUAAUGAUCUCAGAAAAGCAUUCUGUUGCUGGAGUUUCACUUUAAUAGCAUUCUCAGCCAUCACUGAGUAGAACUAAAUUUGCUAGAGAAUUGUGCUGAAGUAGUUUUUUCCUAGUGGUCCUGUCCUUCCCAGUUACCACAUCUAUCGAGUGCAACUUCUUUGCUUUGAAGCAAAUGAAAACCUACUGCAUAAAUUCUCAAGGUCAGUUGACAAAUAAUCAUUGUAGCAUCUUAAGAGGAAAUGAGAAUUAUGCAGUAUACAAGUCUAUUUCAACAUGAUAUAUUGUUUAUACAGAGAUGAAUGACACUUGAGUGCAUGCUGAAAGCUCAUAUUCAUGCAGAGCAUUUUGGGCAAGUAGAGUUACUAAUUAUUUUGCUUGAUAGCCAAGAGAAACUCAGUUGAAUCACAUUGAAAAUGGUCAGUCAGAUAAUAUUUCAUGUUACUAUUUUCUAUUUUGUUAAAUGAAUCACUGAAUAGAAAAAUUUAUUUUUAUUCAUAUUUAGGCUUUAUCAAAAAGCUUAACAGUGUCACUUUCUUACCCAAACAGUUUGUCCCAACUUGCCACUGUUAUGCAGUAUGUAAUGUAUACAACAUAUAGUUUCCAAAACUACACUUAAGCCAUGUAGAGUACUAUAUACCUUUGUGGUAUAAAACCACUUAUAGCAGAGAUCCUCUUGUUUAUACAAGGUUUCACCAUCAUUUGUCAGUUUAUGGCCAAAUACAAUAGUCACACUGAAGUUUAAAACGUAUAAUACUUUACGUAACAUACAGUUUAAAGUAUUCAAUAACUUAUAUAGCAUACAGUUUACACAUGCAACACUGUUCUACUUAUUUACACUACAUUAUCCAUGUGUGUUUAACAUUUAUUUUUCCUCUAAUAAUAAUACUUACAGGACAUGAAGGAAUGAGAAUUGUAUAUUUACAGAUAUUGUAACUAUUUUUGAUAAAUACAUUGGUGUAUUGGUAGUCAUGCAGUUAAUUACAUUUUGAUAUAUACAUAAAAAAUGUGGAAUGUAUGCAUGCAUUCUCCUGCUAAGUCACCUUUUAGUCACACCUGGAGAGUAUAAAGGAAUUUAGAGGCUACUAUAAUAAUGGUAGAUGAUUUUGUAGUCUGCUAAAGCUAUGGAUUAUAUUCUAUGCAAUAUUCAGUUACUUUUUAUUGUCAAAUGAUGAUGAUGUUACAUUUUACAGAGUAGCUUGAAGCAUUGUCCAGUUUGUUGAAAAUGGUAUAAAAUACUGAGAAUUUGGUAAGUAAGAUAUAUGUGUGCAGUAGUUGAAUAUCUUUACUGUUGAAAGGUUUUGCUUACAAAGUAGGCUUCUUCAGACACAUACAGAGUAUUUGACUGAAGAAGUCUACCAUGUAAACCAUGGGUCUCCAACCUGCAUCCCACAGGCCGUGUGUAUCCUAGGAAAUAGAUGCAGCCCUCGCACAUAAAAUAGAUGCAACCCUCACACAUAAAAUUGUGAAUUCACUUUUAUGUAGGUUCCACACUACACAGUGUCAACAAAACCAUUCUGCCAUCAUCACACAUUUGACCAUCAAAUGUGGCUCACUUGUGUAGGAAGGUUGAAGACCACUGGUGUAGGUGAAACUUUUCAACAAUAAAGAUUUCGAACUGUUGCACAUGUGUCUUACCCUGGAUUAUUAUACCCAAGAGGAAAUGUUGAGCCAACCACAAAGGAUCAGAAUGAAUUAACCAAACAACUGAAGUACAGCACUUGAAAAUCAACACCCCAGAGAGGAAUGGGUUGACACACUAAUCUGGUGCACUAUUACUACCUCCACUUGAAUGUCAUUUGGGUUAUAAAGGUAUAUUUUCUAUUACAUUUAUUAUUAACUGUUUUCGAAAGUAUUUGUUUGCAUAUCAAGAAUUAUAUGCAUGUUCAUAUUUUCCAUUAUCAGAAUGGUAAUAUGGACAUUGGACUUAGUAAUGCAAGUGUAAAAUAAAUAAAUAAAAUAUAUAUAUAUAAAUAUAUAUUAUUUGUUUAUUUAUAUUUAUAUUUUCAUACUGUAUAUUUCUGCCUAAAGUGAACUUACUAUCAAGGCAGGCAUUUCAGUAGCUUAGCAUUUGCAAUUGAUAGUUAAACAUGUAAUGGGUUGGGUUAUUGCAUGUUCUGUAUGUUAUUCAUUUUCCUCUCCAUGUAGAAUGAGAACAUUGUAGCAAAUGCCCAAGAAAUCUUUCAUUAUUUAAACAAAUUUAUACUAUAUUAUAUAUAUAUAUUAUAUAUACGGUGGUAGAGCACUGCGUACCUUGUUCCAAGGUUCGUAGGUUCAAGUCUCCGUUGACCUGAGAAUAGUGUUUGUGAAUAUUAUAUAUAUUAUAUAUAUAGUAUUUUGUAUGUAUGCAUGUUUGCAAUGUAUAUAAUGAUUCUUGCUACUUGAAGGUGCUGAAGCACAUUCUAGCCUAUGUAACUCAUGUGCCCUGAUGUGGUAGUCAAGAUUGAUACCUGUAAUGAUCUUUACAGAAUAACAUACUCUCAAUAAUGUUUAUUUGCACGCAAUGCUGACUACCUGAUUGCCAUAGCAGUAUAUGCUGUGACAACCCAUUUGUGGUGGUUAUAGCUACCAUAGUAGUACAUGCUGUGGCAACCCAUUUGUGGGGUUUAUUGCCAUAGUAAUACAUGCUGUGGCAGCUCAUUUGUGGUGGUUAUUGCCAUAGUAAUACAUGCUGUAGCAACCCAUUUGUGGUGUUUAUUGCAAUAGUAGUACAUGCUGUGGCAGCCCAUUUGUGUGUUUAUUGCCAUAGUACAUGCUAUGGCAACUCAUUUGUGGUAGUUAUUGCAAUAGUAGUACAUGCUGUGGCAGCCCAUUUGUGUGUUUAUUGCCAUAGUAGUACAUGCUAUGGCAACUCAUUUGUGGUGGUUAUUGCCAUAGUAGUACAUGCUAUGGCAACUCAUUUGUGGUGGUUAUUGCCAUAGUGGUACAUGCUAUGGUAACUCAUUUGUGGUGGUUAUUGCCAUAGUACAUGCUGUGGCAACCCAUUUGUGGUGGUUAUUGCCACAGUAUUGCAUGCUGUGGCAACCCAUUUGCAGUGUUUAUAUUUCAUUUGUUAUUAACUGUAUGUAGAUUAGUUUUGAUAUCACAGGUAACUGUAUUUUGAAAUACAGCUUUCUUCCAUUUCAUAAACUUGGUAAAUAUUUUUAAUAGAAGGAGUGCAUAACUCAUUUUUGUACAAAAUAUUUAUUUUCAGCUGUACAGCACGAAUUUAUGUCAUGUAAAUAACUACUUACAGUACUUUGAGCAAGUGGAACUUGUACAAAUAUCUUCUGUUAAGGUGAUCAUCCAGCGGCAUGAAUGGCAUGUAGUUCUAGUUAGACGCACCUCUUCAUAUAUUGCAAUUGUUCUGUGGAAGCGCUGCAUCUGGCUUCCCAAGAAAUUCAUCAAUUUUUUAGUGAAUAAGUGUAGCAGCAGAAUCACUGAACAUAAUGAAUUCAUUGGCACUUCUUUUUUUGCUCAUUGAAAGGUUACAGGCAUUAGUCAGAGGAUAUACAUUCUAGUAAUUAGUCAUUAAACUUAAUCUAUCUAUUGUUUGGAAUAUUUUCAUGCUCUAGACCAGUGGUUUUUAACUCUCUUUUUUUUCAGUACAUAUCAUUUUUGUAUUUUUGACAGCCAGGGACUAGUGUAGAAAUUUAACUUUAGCUGGCAGAAACAACAUCUGUAUUCUGCUAGUUUUAUUUUGUUGUGAAGUUUUGUAGACUGCCACCAGAAGUUUCAUGGUUGUCUCCAAAAGUUUCAUGGAAUGCUUCCAAAAGUUUUGAAGAGCUAUAUCCAUCUUGUGGGGCCACCUCCAAAAGCCUAGCAUCCCACUUCCAUAAGUCUUAUGGGUGAACUCCACAAGACUCGCAGACCACCUCCCAGAGACUCACUGACCAUUUCCAGAAGGCUCACUAACCAUUUCCACAAGACUCAUGGAUCACCUCCAAAAGUUUCAUGAAUCACUUCUACAAAUCUCAUGAAACACCUCCCAAAGUUUCACAGUAUGGAUUGGGAAAUUUCUGCUUGAGACACGAGUUUCGGUUCAUCAAGCACUUGUUACUUGAAUUUUUUUUGUCAUAAACCACUGUCUCAUUUUCUCUAUUGCUUGUUAGUUUUCUUGAACAUGCAGUAAUUGCUGAUACUGAGUUGAGAUCUGUUUAUUGAGGAAAUAAUGAUGAGCUCAGAGGUUUGUCAUUUGUCAUAGAAUUAUUUUAAAGCCUGUCAUUGCUAUAGAUGUGGCUUCCAGAUAUGCUGUUAAUGUAAGAUUGAAAAGAUAGUUCAACUAUUUGCAUAUAACCUGAUAGCUUUAUUUCUUGAAAGUUUUCAAACAAAACAUGAAGUAUAUUGCUUAAGAGUGGUACCUCUUCAAUUACAGUAGGUGUAUCAAUAAUCCUAAAAUUUAUGUAGUUUACUACUGCAGUGUGCUAAGUCAUUGUGGGUUUUAUAAUCAGUAGCUUACAUUUAGUCACUUACCAAAAGAGAUGCUUAUUUUUAUAAAUACAAUAUACAAUAUUUUUUUAUAUAUCUGGAUUUUUAUCAACUAAGUCAUUUCUCAUAUAUUUAUUUCCUGCUCUUCUCUUUUCUCUUCAUUACAGGAAAGGGGUAACUAGCCAUGUGUCCCUGGCAAUUUAGGUGUCUUUUUUUUGACAUGCAUGGCUUGUGAGUGAAGGAUUCUAAUCUGCUUCCUCAUGUUACAUAAUGUGUAUUUUUUAUGUUAUGCCAUCAUUUCAUUUAUAAACUUAUAGAAAUUUUUAUGUUAGAGUAUGGUACUAUGUGAUAAAGAUAAUACUAUUUUAAAUUUUUAACGAUUUGUGUAGUACAGUAUAUUGCUUCUUUGCUUAUCAAAUGAAUCCUUAGAUUUUAAGAUUGCAAAUGAGUGGAUGACAUAUGAUGAAUGUUGAAGGUGACUAACUUCAUGAGAAAUAAGAGGAGACAGUUUAAUGUUCUUCUGCAGCUCUGGUAAUAAUGGUGCACUUCCUGAAGCUGUGUAUCAUCACAAAUAUAAAAGACAAGCUAUUACUGAUUAAGAGUUGCCUGAAUAGGAAUGUUAUUUGUUAUUCUUCACUGAAUAAUUAACUAGGUCACCAUUGCUGUUUAGGUUUAGUUUAUUCUUGUAGUUACUCAUAAUGACAAGCUUUAAAAAUACAAGUGUAGCAUUAGAUUUCAUAUUGGAUUAGAAAAAUUUCAAUCCAGAGCCAAAGAUGAGGUGUGACCAUGCACACACUGAAUACAACACAUGCCCUAAUUUCCAGGACAAUUUUUUUUUACUUUAUUGCAUAAAUUUUGUAAUGUCUUCAUUGAUCAUCAGCCUGUAGGAUUUUUUUUUUUUAAGAGAGAGAGUAGACCUAUGGCAUAACUUGGCAGUAUCACAUCUUAUCACAGGCCUCAUUUUAUUUUAUCAAGUUU